Molecule: messenger RNA, 1674 nt
Organism: Ananas comosus (pineapple)
Lineage: Eukaryota; Viridiplantae; Streptophyta; Magnoliopsida; Poales; Bromeliaceae
Product: basic proline-rich protein-like
Exons: 1
Coding region: 1-1674 (557 amino acids)
Source: RefSeq, a predicted model, not a curated record
AUGGAGAGACUGGCGUUUUCAUUUUUCGUAAUGCUUGCUUUUUCUCUCACCACUUCAUUUGGUAUUAGAGUUGGAGGUCCUGAUGGGUUCUUUGUCGACGCCCCAGCUCGGAGUAGCGAUUUGUAUGGGGGAUUCAACCGGCGAAUCGUUGAACAUCUAGACCCAGUACAUGCCGGGAGUUUCAAGCCAGUUGAGAGAUUGGCAUUCGAAGAAUCGAACUUGAUGGGAACUCCAAAGUCAUUGCUACCCAUGGAUUUCGAGUCAAUCGAGCGAUUAGUUCCUCGAGGUCCAGAUCCGAUCGAACCUCCAGAGUCGGCACCUGCCAACCAGGAUGUCGAGUCAAUCGAGCGAUUAGUUCCUCGAGGUCCAGAUCCGAUCGAACCUCCAGAGUCGGCACCUGCCAACCAGGAUAGCAAGUCAAUCGAGCGAUUGGUUCCUCGAGGUCCAGAUCCGAUCGAACCUCCAGAGUCGGCACCUGUCAACCGGGAUGUCGAGUCAAUCGAGCGAUUGGUUCCUCGAGGUCCAGAUCCGAUCGAACCUCCAGAGUCGGCACCUGUCAACCAAGAUAGCAAGUCAAUCGAGCGAUUGGUUCCUCGAGGUCCAGAUCCGAUCGAACCUCCAGAGUCGGCACCUGCCAACCAGGAUAGCAAGUCAAUCGAGCGAUUGGUUCCUCGAGGUCCAGAUCCGAUCGAACCUCCAGAGUCAGCACCUGCCAACCGAGAUGUCGAGUCAAUCGAGCGAUUGGUUCCUCAAGGUCCAGAUCCGAUCGAACCUCCAGAGUCGGCACCUACCAACCAGGAUAGUAAGUCAAUCGAGCGAUUGGUUCCUCAAGGUCCAGAUCCGAUCGAACCUCCAGAGUCGGCACCUGCCAACCAGGAUAGUAAGUCAAUCGAGCGAUUGGUUCCUCGAGGUCCAGAUCCGAUCGAACCUCCAGAGUCGGCACCUGCCAACCAGGAUAGCAAGUCAAUCGAGCGAUUGGUUCCUCAAGGUCCAGAUCCGAUCGAACCUCCAGAGUCGGCACCUGCCAACCAGGAUAGUAAGUCAAUCGAGCGAUUGGUUCCUCAAGGUCCAGAUCCGAUCGAACCUCCAGAGUCGGCACCUGCCAACCAGGAUAGUAAGUCAAUCGAGCGAUUGGUUCCUCAAGGUCCAGAUCCGAUCGAACCUCCAGAGUCGGCACCUGCCAACCAGGAUAGUAAGUCAAUCGAGCGAUUGGUUCCUCAAGGUCCAGAUCCGAUCGAACCUCCAGAGUCGGCACCUGCCAACCAGGAUAGUAAGUCAAUCGAGCGAUUGGUUCCUCAAGGUCCAGAUCCGAUCGAACCUCCAGAGUCGGCACCUGCCAACCAGGAUAGUAAGUCAAUCGAGCGAUUGGUUCCUCAAGGUCCAGAUCCGAUCGAACCUCCAGAGUCAGCACCUGCCAACCAGGAUAGCAAGUCAAUUGAGCGAUUGGUUCCUCGAGGUCCAGAUCCGAUCGAACCUCCAGAGUCGGCACCUGUCAACCGGGAUGUCGAGUCAAUCGAGCGAUUGGUUCCUCGAGGUCCAGAUCCGAUCGAACCUCCAGAGUCGGCACCUGUCAACCAAGAUAGCAAGUCAAUCGAGCGAUUGGUUCCUCGAGGUCCAGAUCCGAUCGAACCUCCAGAGUCGGCACCUGUCAACCAAGAUUUCGAGUCAAUAUAG